UCUCUCUCACUAUUUCUUUUCCUUUCUCUUUAUCCCUCCAUUACGAUCUCUUCUUGAAGAACAUUUGUGUGCAAAUCAAAAUCUCUCCGCUUGUUCGCGUGAUUGCUUUUUUAAUACACAAAAUACUUCGUUUUGUUUAGUGUAAAAUUAUGGCUCAUCUCAGAUAGUUAUUUACAAAGAAUUGAAUUGUUUUAAAGUAAAUUUUAAGAAUUAUUUUUUUUAGUUGCAUAUUAAAUGUCAACACAUUCUCUUACUAUAGUUAUUGUGUUUAUAAUUAAAAAAUUUUUCUAUUACGCGUACAUUUUUCAACGUAAAAAAUUAUUUAAAAUUGAGUAACUACAAUUUUGAACACUGGACUCUUAAAGCUUCUUUCUUUUAACCAAAGAUGUCUACCACUAAUCAGCAAGUGCUAGCCGCCCCUUCUUAUAUAGCGCGUAGUGGGCGGAGUUUGUGGCGAGAUUUAUGUGCCUAUUGGAUUUUAGGCUUAUGCAAUAAUUAUGGCUACGUUGUUAUGCUGAGCGCUGCCCAUGACAUUAUAGGACAAUUUCAUUAUGACGAUCUAUCUGAUUAUGCCGACGCUGUAGGUAAAGGCAGGCAUUGUCAUAUAGUGUCGACUGGCGCGAUCCUUUUGGCAGACAUUUUACCAUCAUUGUUUGUUAAAAUAAUAAUGCCAUUUUUUCCAUUUUGGGUGCAUUUCAGGAUAGCUUUAGCGGUGUGCUUCUCAGCGACUGGCUUUUUGUUGGUAGGUUUCGCCAGUUUUAAAUGGAUGGCCUUACUAGGGGUUAUUGUCACUUCGGCUAGUAGUGGCAUAGGAGAAACGACCUUCUUAGGUUAUUCAUCCAAUUUUAACAAAAAUGUUGUAUCCACUUGGUCUUCGGGAACGGGAGGGGCUGGUGUUAUUGGAUCUUUAUCGUAUGCGAUGUUGAGAUCACUAAAUGUUAGUCCACGUGAUACUAUGUUGAUAAUGCUUUUUUUUCCAUGCAUCGAAGCUUUAACUUUUUGGGUUAUGCUGAGAAAACCAAUAAUUCUACCUGUGGUUACAGUUGAAUCCACGGAGCAGUUGAUUGAAAAUGAUAAGCCUUUAGUAGGAUUCAAGGAGAAGCUUGCAUAUAUUAAGAAAUUGGUGAAGUAUAUGCUGCCUUUGGGUUUAGUGUACUUGUUUGAAUAUUUUAUAAAUCAAGGAUUGUUUGAACUCAUCUAUUUCCAAAACACUGUUCUGGAUGGAGCAUCGCAAUAUCGUUGGCUAAAUGUGGCUUAUCAGAUUGGAGUUUUUGUAUCCCGAUCAUCCGUUAAUAUUUUCCAAUUCGAAAAGAUUUGGUUAACAUCAGUGUUUCAAUUUAUUAAUGUCGUAUACUUUUCAACCGAGGUUAUUUACUUUUAUACGCCCAGCAUUUGGUUAACAUUUGCUAUAGUAUUAUGGGAAGGUCUACUGGGAGGUGGUGCCUAUGUUAACACUUUCUAUAGAAUGUCGAAAGAAAUAACACCCGCCAAGCAACAAUUUGCGAUGGCUAUGGUCGUUCAAUCAGAUUCUUAUGGUAUUGCUUUGGCUGGAUUUUUAGCAAUACCAUUCCACAAUGCCAUAUGCUUGUUACCAGCGCCAAUAAGAGGCUUAAUAUAAUAGAAGGAAUGUAUAUAUCAUGUUUUACUAAUAUUAGUCUUUAUUAUUAAAAAAAAAUAUGUAUAAAUUUAGAAUUUGUUAACUAGUUAAGUGUUGUUAUGAAAAAUGUUAAAAAAAUGUUGUUUUCUUUUUUACAUAUCUACUUAAGGUUAGCUUAUUCGUACUCGACUUGUGUUCUGAGUAGUGCGCGUU
Glossina fuscipes is the source of this 1810-nucleotide messenger RNA. Its product is annotated as battenin-like. Lineage: Eukaryota; Metazoa; Arthropoda; Insecta; Diptera; Glossinidae. Gene Ontology annotation, cellular component: lysosome; membrane. The record is from RefSeq and is a predicted model, not a curated record. Bases 386 to 1618 code for a protein of 410 amino acids. The transcript has 7 exons. Gene Ontology annotation, biological process: regulation of intracellular pH; lysosome organization.